AUGGAGUACAACUCGACCCACGAGCCAGGGGGCUCGGUAGCGUCACACAUAUCGCUUGAAGGACCAGUUCCUUCCUCAGCCUCACCAGUUCACCAGGCGGCAAGCCAAUCGAAUGUCCAACAGCCGUCUCCCUCUUCAAGCAACCCAUCUGAAGGCUCCAAACCCACAGAGAUCGUCCGCUACAACACAGCUAACGGGCGAAAGUAUGUGUACCCCGCCACGACCAUUCCCAACCCAUCCAUCGCCGACCAGCCACUCACGACGGUGGAUCCGGCACUGGGCGAGCUGGAGCGCCCUCACUUUAUCCCAAUCGAUCUUGACUCGCGCGUGGACAGGGCGAGCGUGUGGAUGAAGACCGUCCCCGGAACAGGCGAGGUCGUUUUCUUUAUCCCCGGUUCCUGCUCUGAAUGUCUGAGAUUGCAGCAGCAUUGUGACCGCGCGUCACCUGUGUGUGGGCGGUGCCAGAAGCGCGGGGCCAGCUGCACAUUGCAGGGGUUUAAGCACCUGCGCCCGUCGGCACCAGUCCGGGGUCCAAGUGGGAGUAUGGAUAAGGGCAAGGGUAGAGCGAAUGGUGAGGAGAUCGGGGACGAGGGAAGGGGCAAGCGGGUCAAGAAGAAGCGCCGGCUGAGUGCCGACGACGAAAUGGAUCCCAACACCCUCAACUUUGAAGGGACUGCGAUCCGGAAGGCGCGCCCGCGCCCGUCCAAGACGCCACAGCAACCGUCGAGUAGCGCGGGGUACGUCCGGCCCGAAGACAUCAAACCCACCCCCGAGGACGAGGCGUACGCCGCGCUCGCGGAGCGCGACGUACCCCAAUUGCCGCUGGAUAUGAUCCGAGGGAAACCGCCGUUCUGGGCGGAACGGCGGAGCACCCUUCAAGCAGCCAUCACGAACUUCAACAGCAACCUCAUCCGCACUGAUGGCGCGUGGGUGGACUAUGGACACAGCGGGAUCGCGCGCGGCGUUGUUCUGGAUGGGAUGCCACACGAGUCCAUUCAGCCCCACUUUUUCGGGGAACGUGAGCGGGCAGGGACGAUCCUCACCAACGUCGGCAAACCCAGGCGUCGUUACUGGUCCGUGCAGAGUCAGAGCCACGCACCCGGUGCUACAUCGCCACUACCGAAGGAGGUGCCGACGCCCAGUGGAGUGAACGAGAACACCUCCAAUGGGGGUGAGACUGUGAACGGAAAUGCGAACAGUGGCGCUGCGACGCCAGUGAGGCCUGAAGAGGAGCGCGCCGUUGAAUCGCUCCUCAUGGCCCACCGCGCCAACAUGGCCGUCGCCGUCGCCGUCACCCCUGCGUACGCGCACACGCCGUUCAAGGUGCAGAAGUCCUACCUCGGUCUUGGGUGGUUCUGGGUCGUCGACGCGUGGACCGAGCUCGCGGCCGUCCAAAAAGACGUGCCAGACAGCGAUAAGGAGGUCGUCUGGCGCUUCCGUUUCGAGUGGGCGUCGACACUUCAAUCCGAGCCGUGGUGGUCGCGCAAAGACGACGAACCCCGGAUGUCCCACGACUGCACUGAUUUGACUGUCAAAAGCCCUCAGACAGUGGACAAGUUGCGCCUCACUCUGGCAACAAAGACAUUACGCGGCGCACCCGCCGACUCAAACGGCACAAAGUGCGGGGCGUGCGAGCGCUUCUCAUCGAAUGUCUACGAAAAGCCAGUGUGCCUCAAUGAGGAGUGUGUUCGCAUGGUGCGGGACACCCAGGAACGUCUCCCCUCCAGAAACAUCAACAUGUCUGGUACCUUUGAUCCGCCUAUGCAGCUGAAGUCGCUCUUCAAGAGAGAUCCGCCGUACGUCACGCAGCGCGUCGAAGCCCAAGCGGACAUGUGGCACGCCUGGGUCUGCGCGCGCUGCCGCCUCGCCAACGAGCGCCGCGACUGGUCUGGCCUCCUCUGCGAGUGGUGCGCACAUGUCGAUUAUCCUCGCCGCAAAGCGUACACUGUUGAGGCGCUGCACGGACCGCGUCCGACUGCCACAGGCGCGCGGGCAGAAGAGGGCUUCGCGAGCUGGGCCGCCGACGGGGGCCGCACCUCCGCCCUCUUCCCCGACGAAGUCAAGGCCGUGCGCUGGCAGCUACCGUGGGCCGAAGUCGUACAUGUGCUGGGACACCAGGGCGUUGCGCUUGUCCCAAAUGCUGUCCUCAAGGGCCUGCAGAUCCAGGGACGCGACGAGGUCCCAUUCCGCCGGCACGCUUAUCCCGCAACCUCCUCCCAGCCCUCGGAACUGGUCAUCUCUCACUUCUACACCUAUCUCGCUGGCCCCGAUGGCGUUCCGCUCAUCGCCCACCUCCCGACAGCGACGGCGGUACCAUGGACCGAAGCGCCCAAAGUCACCCUAGACGCCAUGGACCUCAUCAACGAGCGCGCAGGACGGAUCUACCCCGGCGACCCAGAGUUCAACUCGCUCCUCCUCGCCACGGUUCGGCACGGGUCAUCACCAACAAUCCCAUUGUCCCAAAACGCGACGGUAGCCCUGCUAGUCCUCGGCGCCGAUUGCACGCUGCACGUCCGCCGGGCGCGCCGGCGCGCCGGCGAACUGACCGCGCAACACGGCGACGUGGUGCUAUUCAAGACGGGCCCCGAGGCUGUUGAAGUCGAGGUGCGUGCGGAUGGGUUCGCGUUCGUGGGACUCGCGCGGCGGGCGUACGAGGCGCUCCCGACUGAGAUCCCGUCCGGCCCGCUCACGAGCUGGUACAUGGGCCCGUGGCCUUUGGAUCGGACCGCGCCACUGCGGCCACACGUCGCGUUUGUCGAGGAGAAGAUUGCCGAGAAGGAAGAUGAGGAUAAGCCGAAGGCAGAAGACGUCGACAAAACGGACGAGGAGUGGGAUAGGGACGCCAUGGACGCCGCGGACAUCUUCGCACCGGCGCUCUUCAGGGGGAUUGAGGUCGCUCGGGCCCGGCCGACACCGACUAUCUUGAAAGCGCCAGAGCACGCACCGCUCCCCCGCCCCAAGGCUGAGAAGAAGGUUGUAGCGACGGCCAGUCGAGGCCGUGGGCGUGGUCGGGGUGGUCGUGGAGGCCGCGCACGCGGCCGGGGCCGUGGGCGUGGGCGUGGCGGAUCGUUGCGCGCCAGCACGAGCGCCACGCCCAUGGACAUGGACGAGGACGAGGAGGGUGAGGAGGAGCUCGACGAGUUUGACGACGAGUCGGAUUAG
Cutaneotrichosporon cavernicola is the source of this 3162-nucleotide messenger RNA. RefSeq lists its product as uncharacterized. Gene Ontology annotation, molecular function: DNA-binding transcription factor activity, RNA polymerase II-specific; zinc ion binding. Lineage: Eukaryota; Fungi; Basidiomycota; Tremellomycetes; Trichosporonales; Trichosporonaceae. The record is from RefSeq and is a predicted model, not a curated record. Gene Ontology annotation, biological process: regulation of DNA-templated transcription. Bases 1 to 3162 code for a protein of 1053 amino acids. The transcript has 3 exons.